Leptosomus discolor (cuckoo roller) is the source of this 1437-nucleotide messenger RNA. The record is from RefSeq and is a predicted model, not a curated record. NCBI's taxonomy places the organism in Eukaryota, Metazoa, Chordata, Aves, Leptosomiformes, Leptosomidae.
GCUUCGUGCUCCAGUACUCGGUGGACAACAGCGAGGAGUGGAAGGACGUGUUCAUCAGCUCCUCCGAGCGCUCCUUCAAGCUGGAGAGCCUCAAGUGCGGCACCUGGUACAAGGUGAAGCUGGCGGCCAAGAACAGCGUCGGGGCUGGCCGGAUACACGGGAUCAACAAGACCCACGGCAGAGAGCCCUCCUUCAGCAAGGACCAGCACCUCUUCACCCACAUCAACUCCACGCACGCCAGGCUGAACCUGCAGGGCUGGAGCAGCGGGGGGUGCCCCAUCACCGCCAUCGUCCUGGAGUACCGGCCCAAGGGCAACUGGGUCUGGCAGAGCCUCCGCACCAACAGCUCCAGCGAGGUCUUCCUGACGGAGCUGCGCGAGGCCACGUGGUACGAGCUCCGCAUGAAGGCCUGCAACAGCGCCGGCUGCGGCAACGAGACCACGCAGUUCGCCACGCUGGACUACGACGGCAGCACCAUCCCCCCUAUCAAAUCCGCGCAAGGGGAGGGUGACGACGUGAAGAAGCUCUUCACCAUCGCCUGCCCGGUGAUCCUGGCCACGCUGGGAGUCGCCCUGCUCUUCAUCAUCCGCAAGAAGAGGAAGGAGAAGCGGCUGAAGAGGCUUCGAGAUGCCAAGAGUUUGGCUGAAAUGCUGAUCAGCAAGAACAACCGCAGCUUUGACACGCCGGUGAAGGGGCCCCCCCAGGGCCCGCGACUGCACAUAGACAUCCCUCGGGUGCAGCUCCUCAUCGAGGACAAGGAAGGCAUCAAGCAGCUGGGGGACGACAAAGCCACGAUCCCGGUGACCGACACGGAGUUCAGUCAGGCGGUGAACCCCCAGAGCUUCUGCACGGGCGUCUCGCUGCAUCACCCCGCUCUGAUCCAGAACACGGGGCCCCUCAUCGACAUGUCGGACAUCCGCCCCGGCACCAACCCCGUGUCAAGAAAGAGCGUGAAGUCGGCACACAGCACCCGCAACCGGUACUCCAGCCAGUGGACCCUCACCAAGUGCCAGGCGUCCACCCCUGCGCGGACCCUCACCUCUGACUGGAGGACAGUGGGCUCCCAGCACGGCAUCACGGUCACCGAGAGCGACAGCUACAGCGCCAGCCUCUCUCAGGACACGGACAAGGGGCGGAACAGCAUGGUGUCGACAGAGAGCGCCUCGUCCACCUACGAGGAGCUGGCGCGCGCCUACGAGCACGCGAAGCUGGAGGAGCAGCUGCAGCACGCCAAGUUUGAGAUCACCGAGUGCUUCAUCUCCGACAGCUCCUCCGACCAGAUGACCACCGGCACCACCGACAACGCCGACAGCAUGACCUCCAUGAGCACCCCCUCAGAGCCGGGCAUCUGUCGCUUCACAGCCUCCCCGCCCAAACCCCAGGACAGCGAGCGGGGCAAGAGCGUGGCCGUGCCCAUCCCGCACCGCGCCAGCAAGA